Molecule: messenger RNA, 429 nt
Organism: Amborella trichopoda
Lineage: Eukaryota; Viridiplantae; Streptophyta; Magnoliopsida; Amborellales; Amborellaceae
Product: calmodulin
Cellular component (GO): myosin II complex
Molecular function (GO): calcium ion binding
Source: RefSeq, a predicted model, not a curated record
AUGGUGGAUCAGUUUUCCAGCUACGACGUCUCCAUUUUCCGAGAAGCCAUCUGCUAUUACGAUCGAGAUGGCGAUGGAAAACUCAACCUGAAUGAAGUUAGCAAGGCUGUUCAAUCUCUAGGAUGCAAUUUCUCUAUUGAAGACUUUCCUGAGGGAAAAGAACCCUUAGAUUUGGAGGCAUUUUUAGGGGUGGUGAGAGAGAAAUCCAUAGCUAAGAGAUCAGAAGAACUAGGUCGAGCUUUCCGACUGUUCGAUAGGAACCAAAGUGGAAUGAUUUAUGUCGGGGAGCUUCGACAUUUGCUGACAAGCAUCGGUGAGAAGUUGACAGGAGCAGAGUUCGAUUCAUGGAUCGAUCAGGAGAAGGAGUGUGAUUCUUCAGGGUGUGCUAGUUUUGAGUUUCUUAUCAAUAAGCUUACGCGUCACGGUUAG